AAAUGUGAAAUUAUUUAUUUUUGGAAAUAUUACUAUUUUCAUUAAUUAAAACAAACAACAAUUUCUAAAUACUCAUCAACUUUUGAAUAUGGCUUUAUCUGAAAGUGAAAAGAAGCAAGAGAAAAAGGAAAAACCUCCCACGAAAAUAGUGGUUCGAAGGCUACCUCCGACAAUAGAUCAAGAAACCUUUUUGAAACAGGUCUCUCCUGUCCCAGAUUAUAAUUACGUGUACACCGUAAACGGCGACUCUUCCUUAGGCGAAUUCGCAUUCUCAAGAGUCUAUUUCAACUUCGUCAAUCAUGAAGAUGUGUACAAUUUCAAAGAACGAUUCGACAAUUAUGUCUUUUUGGACAGCAAAGGCCAGGAGUACCCCUGCGUGGUGGAAUUCGCUUCUUUCCAGAAGAUCCCGAAGAAACGAGGAAAAAUCAGAAUGGAUCCAAAAGCAGGCAGCAUUGAAUCUGACCCAGUGUUCCUAGACUUUGUGGAAUCUCUGAAGAAGACUCCAGAACCAGAGGAAAAAGCUGAAUAUACUUUGCAACUGACCAAUGAAAAUAAGAAUGAUUUAACUACACCCUUGUUGGAGUACUUGAAAAACAAACGUGCUCAAAGAAUGAAAAUAAGAGAAGUAAGAAGGGAGGAGAGGAAAAAAAGAGAGUUUGAUAAGAGGAAAGAGAGAUUUGAUGAACGCAAAAAAACUACAGAAGAAAGGUCUCCAACAAAAGAAGCUAAGCCUAGACCAAAGCAAGAAGGUUCUAAAACUGACAAAGUGGAAGAAAGUGAGAAAAGAGAUAAAGCUGAAGAGAAAGUAGUGAAAUCCAAUGAAAGACGUGAGAAAGCAUACUCAAAAUCUGAAAAAGAAUAUGAAAAAUCUGAGAGAGGUUAUGAAAAAUCAUCCUACUACAAAAAUAAAGAAAGAAAGUAUGAGGACAAAAGGUACUUUGAUGAAAGACGUAAAGAAAUCAAACUAAGAUAUCCCAAGAAAGAUUACUCAGAUGGCAAAGGUGAGGACCCCAAAGUUAAAGAUGCUGGUACCAGCCAGAGGAUGGAGUACAAGAAAGAGGUGGAACCUAAGCCUUAUCCAAAAAAAGUGAAAAAGUACAGUGAAAAACGUGAGGAACGCAAAAUGGAAGCCCAGAAAAAGAAUGAGCAAAAAAAUAUUGAUCAGGAUAAGGAAGAUGCUCCACAUAAGUCUGAACCUUCAACAGAAAAAAAAUUGGAAGAGAAAACCCAGAAAUCUGAAGAAAAAACUGUUACACAGGCCAAGGAAGAGGAAGUAGCUAAGGAAGUCCCAACACCCAUAGUGGAGAAAUCACUGGAAAAGUCAAAAGAGCCCAGCUUAAGUGAAAGGGAAGGACAUAACCAACGUAGGAUCAGAAAUAAAGAUAGGCCUACCAUUGCCAUUUAUAGACCUGGAAUGUUAUCCAAGAGGAAGCAGAAUGAUCCUGAACCUAGUAAUGAAAGUAAAGAUUCUAAAACUGAAGAGAAAAAUGCUUGAAUGGGGACACUUGUUUCAUAAUUCCAUUAGAUAAAUAUUUUAUACUGUUUGGGCUCAUUAUAAGCAGCCAAAAACAAAACGUGAAGCUCUGGCAUACCUACAUUCAAUACUUUACAAAUUCAGAUCUCUUUGGAAAUAUUUCUUGUUGAGUAGUAUAUUUAGCAUUAUCAAGAUCUGGCCUGUUCUGUUACUGUUACACGAAAGUACUAGAUCCUAUUAUUAUAUGACUUCAUAGA
This is a messenger RNA of Phaedon cochleariae (mustard beetle), 1731 nucleotides long. NCBI's taxonomy places the organism in Eukaryota, Metazoa, Arthropoda, Insecta, Coleoptera, Chrysomelidae. The record is from the annotation of a GenBank genome assembly.